Lingula anatina is the source of this 1642-nucleotide messenger RNA. Its product is annotated as ubiquitin domain-containing protein UBFD1. The record is from RefSeq and is a predicted model, not a curated record. Lineage: Eukaryota; Metazoa; Brachiopoda; Lingulata; Lingulida; Lingulidae. Gene Ontology annotation, molecular function: cadherin binding; RNA binding.
AAAGCAGUCUACGAAGGUUUCCCAUAGUCAAGUGCUGCCACCUCUAUUGUGCUCUUCUGCGCAAAAAGAUUGCAAUAUUAACAAAUGGCUACUGAUGAUUCAGCUAUGGAUCCAAAGUUGGAAAUGGAAACAAAUGAAAAUGAUAAUCAGAAUCAUAAAAUUGAACCAAGUUCUGAGACAGAGAAGUCAAAUACAGAUGGAAAUUCUAAAGUUGAAGAAAAAUCUGAGUCAGAAGACACAAGAACAGGAAGUUCCAGUGAAAUUUCAGAAAACAAUAUACAGUCAACUUCAGAUACAAAACCAAAGGAAAUGGUGGACAUAAAAGUUAUUUAUAAUAAACAAAAAUAUGAUGUAUCUUUUGAUAUGGAUGAGACUGUCUCAAACCUCAAAACUCAUAUACAGACUUUAACAAGUGUACCAGUAGCUAUGCAAAAAGUUAUGUACAAAGGGUUAGUGAAAGAUGACCAAACAUUAAGAGACUUGAAAGUGACAAAAGGUGCAAAAUUCAUGGUAGUAGGAUCCAAACUCCAAGAUGUGAUGGCUGUCAAUGCACCAGAUCCUAAAGAAAUACAGAAAGAAGAGGCUGUGGCAACAGCACAAAAGGAAGCUCUAUGUAAUCAAAAGAUGCACAAAAAAGUUUUAGAAAAAUAUGGAAAACCAGAUGAUGUUGCCCCAGGUAUUAAGGGGGUAAAAGAGCCUCUACCCACAGUCCCUGUAUCAGGAAUGUAUAACAAGGCGGGGGGCAAAGUCCGACUCACCUUCAAACUGGAACUGGAUCAGCUCUGGAUAGGGACAAAAGAGAGGACAGAUAAAAUUCCAAUGAAUUCCAUAAAAGCAGUGGUUAGUGAACCUAUUGAGGGUCAUGAAGCAUAUCAUCUAAUGGGCAUUCAACUAGGGCCCACAGAGGCGUCUCGGUACUGGAUCUACUGGGUCCCUGCACAGUAUGUUGAUGCAAUCAAAGACACAGUAUUAGGAAAAUGGCAGUUCUUCUGACACGACUGACAUGUUCUGACACUCACUGACACGUCACAUCUAGAGAAACACCAAUGGGAUAGAAAAUGUCUCUUUACGCUUGGAUCUUUUAAUUAGAGAAAAUCUUAAUAUUUAUGCAAAUUCAGAGAUUAAUCCAACCAAGUUUAGAAAGGAGAUUUUGGUAGUCACAUGUUACAGCUGUUGAUUGCAUUUGUAUUCAGUCACUUUGAAAGGAGUGUUUCUAAAAGGAUAUCCAUGCCGAUAAUUUAGGCAUGGGCAAGUUCCAGAAUAAUGUCGGCUUUUUAAUCUCAUUUACUUUUUCCAUAGGAUCAGCGCUCGUCCACUUCAUCAUAAAACCAGCUGUAUAGAAAACUUAUUAUGGUCAUUUUUUCUGACCACUUCAGUAAGAGGAGAGAACCUCGGCUGUGUGUAGACCUGUGAAGUUGACAAAGCUUCGUGUUUCAAUAAAACCAUGAAUCUGUUGCUCAUUGACAGUUAAUUUUAAGUUAAACCUAGUUCUAUGUCAGUGCUUACUGCCUGCCCAACUGUUUUACUACUACAAAAAACUGCUGUUUUCAUGCAUUUUGUUUGCCAUGAUUAUACAAUAUAUGGACUAAUUUAAUAAACAAAGUUAUUUUAUUUUAUCAGCAUUGUAUUUAAAAUGGGUCUG